CACAGGGAGUCCAGAAUUCUACGACGCACCCGCGCGACACGCACAGACCAUCUAACCACCAACCAGCAAAUCAUCAUUCAUAGCUCCCCGAACAUCCUGAGCCAGGGAUGGGUGAAAUACGAAGACGACAACCUCCAGGUACGGGAGAAACCGCUGCCGAAGAUGACCCCAAUGAGAUCAUCGCCGAAGCAACUCACGCCGUAGAAGAUGCCGCCUUAAAGAUCAAACAAGCCCUAAUUGUAGCAUGGGACGACCUCGAACACUGGCAACGCGACAACAAAUACAUCACAGGCGGCUACCGCCGCACCUCCGCCUCUUUCCGCGCAUGUCUCUCGUCAUUGUUUUAUUUACACAACGAGUCAGUUAACAUUUGGUCGCAUCUGCUUGGCUCUCUACUCUUUACGGUCAUUGCGCUAUUCUACUCGGGACAUCUCCUACCUGCAUACGAGAGUGCGGGUAAGGUAGAUACCAUAGUUUUCUCCGCCUUCUUCCUCGGCGCCGUCAUUUGUCUGGGUCUAUCAGCAACCUACCACACCCUCUCCUCCCACUCCCCCCACAUCAACAAAUUCGGCAACAAGCUCGAUUACAUCGGUAUUGUAUUCCUCAUCGUCGGCUCAUUCUAUCCCUCGAUCUACUACGGCUUCUACUGCCACCCGCGUUUGCAAGAGUUGUAUGUGGGAAUGAUUACGAUACUGGGAGCCUGUGUUGUGUGUUUUACGUGGAUGGAGCGCUUCAGGACGCCAGGGUGGCGCCCGUGGAGAGCGGGGAUGUUUUCGGCCUUGGGGUUGAGUGCGGUGUUUCCUGUGGGGCACGCGUUAUUUACCCAUACGUAUGCUGAACUGGCGCAGACGAUGGGGUUGGGGUAUCUGUUGUUGCAGGGAUUUCUGUAUUUACUCGGAGCAGCGAUCUACGCCGCACGUAUCCCAGAGAAGUGGCGUCCGGGCAUCUGGAUCUUCGGGUCAAGUCACCAGAUCUUCCACGGCCUCGUCGUGGCCGCAGCGAUUGCGCAUUUUCGAGGGUUGAUCAUCGCAUACGAGUACUGGCAUCGAGUUAGAGGUGGGCAAUGCUCAAUCUAGAUAGACC
This is a messenger RNA of Saitoella complicata NRRL Y-17804, 1083 nucleotides long. RefSeq names its product adiponectin receptor protein 1. NCBI's taxonomy places the organism in Eukaryota, Fungi, Ascomycota, Saitoellomycetes, Saitoellales, Saitoellaceae. The coding region runs from base 108 to 1076 and encodes 322 amino acids. The record is from RefSeq and is a predicted model, not a curated record. Gene Ontology annotation, cellular component: membrane. The transcript has a single exon. Gene Ontology annotation, molecular function: signaling receptor activity.